CAGGGGAACUGUACUCUGGCAAGAUGCUCUCUGUCUGGUGUGGCUGGGAGCCAGGGACUGGCUUACACCAACAGCAGGAAGCUUGUAGUAAAUAGCUCCAGUGUCUUCACUGUCCGUUACUUCAGAACCACUGCAGUACGUAGGGAUGACGUGGUUACGGUGAACACACCAGCCUUUGCAGAGUCAGUCACAGAAGGAGAUGUUAGGUGGGAGAAAGCUGUUGGAGACACAGUGGCAGAAGAUGAAGUGGUGUGUGAGAUUGAAACAGACAAGACAUCAGUGCAAGUUCCAGCCCCAGCAGCUGGUGUGAUUGAAGCCCUUCUGGUACCUGAUGGUGGCAAAGUGGAAGGGGGGACACCUCUGUUCAAACUCAGGAAAACUGGAGCUGCUCCUGCCAAGGCCAAGCCAGCAGCAGCCCCUCCUCCUCCUCCUCCUGCAGCCCCUGAACCUGUAGCUGCAGCUGCUCCUCCCCCUGCUGCAGCACCAAUUCCCACUACAAUGCCACCAGUGCCGCCUGUGUCAACUCAGCCCAUCGACAGCAAACCAGUGUCUGCGGUGAAGCCGGCUGCAGCCCCAGCGGCAGCCCCUCCUGGGGAGGCAGUGCCCAGCAAAGGUGCCAGAUCAGAGCACAGGGUGAAAAUGAAUAGGAUGCGUCAGCGUAUUGCUCAGCGGCUGAAAGAGGCUCAGAAUACUUGUGCCAUGCUGACCACUUUCAAUGAGAUUGAUAUGAGCAACAUCCGGGAGAUGAGAGCCGUACACAAGGAUCCCUUCCUGAAAAAACACAACCUGAAGCUAGGUUUCAUGUCAGCUUUUGUGAAAGCUGCAGCUUUUGCUCUGCAGGACCAGCCCGUUGUGAAUGCAGUGAUUGAUGACACGACCAAAGAGAUUGUGUACAGGGACUAUGUGGACAUCAGUGUUGCUGUAGCAACUCCCCGGGGUCUUGUGGUCCCUGUCGUUAGGAAUGUAGAAAACAUGAAUUUUGCUGACAUAGAGCGUGCUAUCUAUGAGUUGGGGGAGAAGGCACGGAAAAAUGAACUGGCCAUUGAAGACAUGGAUGGCGGCACUUUCACAAUCAGCAAUGGAGGGGUUUUUGGGUCACUCUUUGGGACACCUAUCAUUAACCCACCCCAGUCUGCCAUCUUAGGCAUGCAUGCCAUCUUCGACAGGCCUGUGGCUGUUGGAGGCAAGAUUGAGGUGCGUCCCAUGAUGUACGUGGCACUGACGUACGAUCACCGGCUGAUUGAUGGCAGAGAGGCGGUGACUUUCCUGCGCAAGAUCAAGGCAGCGGUGGAGGAUCCCCGCGUGCUGCUGCUCGACCUGUAGAGCAGCCACACCCCCACACAACCCACCCAGGGCAGGGCCACAGCACCAGCAGGGGCCAUGCAGGGCAUUCAGGAACAGGCAGCGGUCAUUCCAGUCCCGCUCCCUCCACUGUGAUCGGAGCUGUCCCGGAGGGAGUUGUGGGGAUAGCUCAUACCUCCUUUCCUGUUCUGUUUAACGAAAGUUCAGUUUCUCACGAGGAUUGCUGUGCAGUGGGCCAACCGCUGAAUGGCACUGCCUUUCCAGAGCUGUCUAUAUGGCAUCCUCUCCCUCACAGCACCAAACUCUCACCUCUAGCUUGUCCUAUACCAGUGGAAACUGCUUGCUGCUGCUGUGCUAGGGUACCCUUCCCUGCCACUCCAAGGCAGGUUCAGCUUUAUUUCCUAGCACUGAGGUUCCUGGGAGGGAGAGGAGAGGAAAGGCUACUGUUCUGUCCCUGUUUUGCUUGAAAAUAUUUCACACUUGUCUGCCUUGCAGGGGCAGUCUGGGGACCCCCAGGCUGCUUGCAGCAGAGCAGGGCUUGAGGUAGGUGUCAUGCCUCUGGCAGUGCCCUAGUUACACUCCCU
This is a messenger RNA of Nipponia nippon (crested ibis), 1886 nucleotides long. NCBI's taxonomy places the organism in Eukaryota, Metazoa, Chordata, Aves, Pelecaniformes, Threskiornithidae. The record is from RefSeq and is a predicted model, not a curated record.